AAAGACGCGCACGGGACACCGAGCCACACAGCACAGGGGGACACACGAUGGAGGACACCGACAAUAAAAAGCAGGACGCUGCAAGCCGAUUGCAGGAGACACAGUGCAGCAUGCAGGACGCAUUAAGCAUGAUGAAUGUGGCAGUACGCAAGAGGGAGGAAACAGCACGCAGGAUGCGAGACUCAAUGUUCAGCAUGCAGGACUCAGAAGACGACCUGUACACACCUUGCGUUUUGCAGUACACCGAUUUCCUCCGACUGCAUCAGACUAUAACACCCAGGCCUCCUAAAUCUAAGAAGUUUUUUCGUCUUCAGGCGGAGAGAGAAGAGACCAAAAACAUUCAGGGAAAAGCCAACACGCAGAUAAAGGAUUUGAAGUCCGGCCUGCAAGCUGUGCAAGAACAAAAGGACCUGAAGGAUGUCGAAAUGCAGAUGCGGCGCCACAUUAAAAAUAGUAGUUACCUGAAGCACAACAUGGAGCAGCGGUGCAUUGCGGUGAAGAAAAUCCAAACCUGCCAGGAAAAGAAUGAACAGAUCCGAGAACUCUUAAAUGAGUUAAACAGGGAAAUCAUUGCUCUGAACAAACAUCACCGGCAGCUUAAAAAGCAAAUGCAGAACUGCAUCCAUGGCGAAUAUAUCAGUGCCAUUUUAAAGGAUAGUAAACAGUUUCAGGAGGCGAAAGAACUGAUCGAACAUUUCACAAAAGCUAAACGAUUACAUGACGAACUGUUGAAGAACAUGCAAAGCAAGCAGGCAGAAGUGGAUAAAUCACAAUCGGAGACUAAUCGCAUUAGGGAGGAAUACUCUUUUACACAAGGAGGAAAUGUGAUUAAGAUACAACAGCUGAAACUGGAACUUGGAGAUUCUAUUGGCAGUGUUAAAGCAGUGGAGAAACGAUUUAAGGAAUUACACAAGUUAUCUGACUGGAAGACCAUGGAGCUGGGGAGAAUUAGUAGGGCUAUCUACGAAAUGUCAAGAUAUCUGUGGAAGAUGGGUAUGUCAGGGACAAUGAACGUAGAAGAGACUGCUGCACUGCUGGAUAAGAUUAUGGAGUUUAUUCAUGAUCUAAGGUCACUUUGGGAGAGGAAAGAAGCCGAAAAGGACAACCCUACUAAAAAAGAAAACAAAAAGAUAUUCUAAUCCAAACAUUACAGAUGGUUCAGUUUCACAGCUAAGCAUCGGGGAUGUUGUCGAAAUAUCUUUUAAGAGUCUUUGAAUCAAGAUCUGAUUUAAAAACGCUUGUUACAAGGGACAUCUGAAGUGAAGAGCUCCCAUAGAACUUCGACACCGGCUUCAUUAGUUGAGUUGCAUGAAAGAUGAUGGGCAAAAGAAAAAACCUCAGACCAUUAGAGAUAAAAGUGCUUGUAAACAGCUUUUAUGACCUAAUAACAUGGCAGUUAGGAGGCAAGCUCAACUAAUACAACACAAAUAUUAAUAAAAUUUAUCACAGA
Molecule: messenger RNA, 1450 nt
Organism: Silurus meridionalis
Lineage: Eukaryota; Metazoa; Chordata; Actinopteri; Siluriformes; Siluridae
Exons: 7
Coding region: 48-1139 (363 amino acids)
Source: RefSeq, a predicted model, not a curated record